UACAAUCCUUGCGAAAGGAACUGGACUAUCUCAAGGCGACAGAGUGGAGAUAUCAGCCCAUAGAUCGAUACUUGGAUAGAAGUCAAAGAAAUUAAGUAUGCUGUCAUUAAUCUAUAACGGAUUUAGAUAUGCUCUAAACUUUGUACAUACGGAUAAAACCAAGGAAGAAGAAAACAUAGAUGAGAUCAUAUCUCGUAUAGAGUAUGCAAAAGAAGAUGCAGGUGCGGAUACAGAGGAAGAAGAGUAUAUAGAGAAAAAAGAAGCACUGAGUGAACAAGGAUGUUAUUACAAAACAGGAUGUAUCACUUAUGUUGCAAAUGAUCAUGUUCUCAUAGAUGAUUGCUAUCCAUUUGAGAAGGAGGAUGAAACGACCAGUAAUCUGAAAGUGGGUGAUAAAAUUUACUACUCGCUAUAUCUGCGAGAUACAAAUGCGGAACCAAAAGUACGAAAAAUUAUCUAUGUGAUAGACGACACCUGGGAUAAUGCAAAUGCCAAAUUAAAUAGAGACGUAAUUCAUAAACAUAUGAUAUCAAAAAGUAUAGUCGCUAAAGUAACGAAACGCGAAGGUCGAAUCGCCUUUGUUGAGCCUAAUAAUAUUCGUAUUGAUUUAAGCAAGGUACAAACCGAUUUUAUUCCCCUGGUCGGCGAUUGGUUAACAUUAGAUUCCUUGGUCGAAUUAGAUCGCAAUUCUACAGAUUUGAGUGGCGAAAUCAUAGAGGUGGAUAAAAUCAAAUCGUUACGAUCUAAACUAGAUGUUGGAGUAAUAACGAAAUACGAUCCACGAAAUGAAGUGGGAAUAAUCGAUAAAUGUGUGAUAUUUCACAAAAGCGUCUGUGAGCCAGGUUACAUUCCUUGCGUUGGUGAUAAAGUGGUAAGCGAUAGCAUAGAAAGCGAUCAAGGACAGUACAGUUGGAGAUCACUGAUCAUAGUUCCAUUAAUUCAGUUUUCAGAAAAAUCCACUAAAUCACUAAUCACAACUAAUAUUUCUUCAAUAUUAACAGAUAAUAAUGACUUACUAAAAAACAAAUGUGGAAUUUUCAUAGAUAAUCACUUGAAAUUCAAUUUGAAUAUAGAAGAAGAAAGCAGCUUGAUGGUUUCUAUACGAAAUAAUGGCAGUUAUACUCAUAUGUUGCGGGGUGGCUCUUUCAUGCCACAAAAUGUCACUGCGUCUCAGUUGUCAUUACAGUCGCCGAUAAAUACAGAUAUUAAUACAAUAAUAGAACCUUCUGGCAGUGUUACAUAUACAUUCAAAUGUAAAGCAAAAUUUAUCGGCAUGUCCCAGGAGUUGUUUAUCUUUCACUUUAAAGAUUUCAAAAUCGGUAGAAUAUUUUAUAUAAACGUCAAAGCGAUAAACAUUUCAGAAAAGAUUGAUUCCGCGUCUGGUAGACAAAAAAAUAUAUAUAAUAAAAUUAACAUAGCUAAUUUGAAAGAAUUAAAUGAGACUACAUGUAUUCCUGGUGUAAAGCCAUUUAAAUCACCUGCGUUUAUCCAAGUACGUAGCGGAAUAUUCAAAGUACCGCAAUAUAUUUGGGAUGCGGUCCUGGAUAUUAUGGAGAAUGGGAAAUCGCCGGAUCAGCGUGAAGUCGCUAUUGGAAAUCUGAUGCCUUGUCUUAAGAAACAGCUUUCCUUCCAUACGUAUAAGGAACGUUUUCAUAUUUUAUUGUAUCUCGAGGAUAUAAGUGAAAAGCUCAACAUGCAACAAUAUAGUAUGGAAAGCGCAGUUAUGCGACGACACGGAGAAUAUCUUGCACUUGAAGUGCCAGGAUUAGUGGAAAAACGACCUUCUCUUGUUCUUGGUGAUAGAGCUAUAGUAUCUUUCAAAUGGGAUAAUUCUCGAGGACAGACAAAAUACGAAGGCUUUAUUCACAAAGUCACAGGCAGUGAAAUUUUCUUAAAAUUUAAUGAGAAGUUUCAGGAACAGUACAAUAGAGAGGAUUGUCAGGUGACAUUUAAAUGCUCAGAGAGUUUUAUUCAACGUUGUCACAAUGCUAUUAAUUUAGCUUACAAUCGUCUCGGACCUGAUUUUCUGUUUCCUACAAAAGUGCAGCAAAAAGAGCCACAGUUUUAUUUGGAAGAAUAUGACAUCAAGCAGAAAUUUAGUCACGCACAAGUUCAUCACGAACACAAUGAAUCUUCUAAUAGCAUCUCUCUCAGUGAUAGUCUGUCAGGUUUUAAUAAUGAAAUCAAAAUGUCUUCACGAAAAUAUUCAGUAGCAGAAAGACUUUUAAACAUUAAAUCCAUUGAAUCAUCCUCACUUGAAGAAAUAGAAACAUUGAAUGCAAGCAUAGAAAUAAAUCAGGAUUUUGAAACAAAUUUACCAAAGAAUAUCAAUAAUAGUAAAACUAACAUAGGCAAUACCACAGUUUCGAGGAAAACAGAUGAAAUGAUUGCAGGCUUCGAUGAUGAGAUAGAAUCAUGUAUUGCUCAAAUAAAAACACGGAAAUUACAUUGGUUCAAUGAAAAAUUGAAUUAUUAUCAAAAGGAAGCUGUAAAGAACAUAAUACAGGGAUUAGCGCGGCCAUUACCCUAUGUGAUAUUUGGUCCACCUGGAACAGGAAAGACAGUGACUUUGUGUGAGACGAUUUUGCAAAUUCUGGCUGUGAUUCCUGAAAGCAGACUUCUUGUAGCGACUCCAUCAAACAGUUCGGCAAAUUUAAUAACAGAACGUCUGUUGGACAGCAACAUACUCAAGCCUGGUGAUUUGGUUCGAUUGAUAGCUCAGCAUUGCUUAAACGACGAUAUCAUUCCUGAAAAACUGCUACCUUAUUGCGCUACAGCAGAAUUAGCUGCAGAGGGUUCGGUCAAUCGUUUUUGUCAUCGCGAGAAUCAACCAAAAUUGAACUGCACUAUGUCGAUUCUAGGUCGUCAUAGAAUCACCAUCGGCACCUGCGCUGCAUUGGGAAUACUACAUAACAUGGGCUUUCCCCGUGGACAUUUCUCGCACAUCUUAGUCGACGAGGCCGGUCAAGCGACUGAGCCGGAGAUUAUGAUUCCUUUGAACUUCAUUCAUUCCGAGAAUGGCCAGGUGAUUCUUGCGGGUGAUCCGAUGCAACUUGGACCUGUCGUGCAGAGUAACUUGGCAACAGAGUUUGGACUCGACGAAUCGUUUUUAUCGAGACUGUUGCAGCAAUUUCCUUAUCAAAAAGAUCCGGAAAGAUUCAAGAAAUUCCAUUACGAUCCCAGACUCGUUACGAAACUCGUUAUGAACUAUCGAAGUUUACCGGAGAUAUUGAAUUUAACAAAUUCGCUAUUUUAUGAUUCGCAAUUACAGCCACAAAUAUCAUCUGAGAACAGUAAAGAAGCUAAACUAUUAGAAAUGUUGAGAAUGGAACUACCUGAUAGACCUGACUCAUCGCCACCAGCUGUAGUUUUUCAUGGAGUCGAUGGUAGGAAUCUUCGAGAUACGGCCAGUCCAAGUUGGUACAAUCUCGAAGAAGCAACACAAGUUUACGUAUAUUUAUUGAAGCUAUACAAAUAUGGACUUGAACCGGAUGAUAUAGGAAUUAUAACUCCUUAUCACAAGCAGGUAUUGCAAAUUAGAGAUCUGUUAUUGGCGGUAGAUCUUAAAUUACCAAAAAUCAGUAGUGUGGAAGGAUUUCAAGGCCAAGAAAGGAAAGUGAUUAUUCUAUCGACUGUCAGGUCAUGCAAAAAUUUAGUUAAUGAGGAUAUUAAACAUGCACUAGGAUUCAUUGCUUCGCCAAAAAGACUUAAUGUUUCGAUUACUCGAGCACGAGCUUUGCUUAUUAUUGUGGGAAAUCCAAAAUUACUCUCUUCAGAUCCAUAUUGGAGAAAUAUUCUGAUGUAUUGUAUCGAAAAUAAUGCCUAUGCAGGAUCUAAUAUUUUAUUUUCAAAUACAACAGAUUUUAUAUAAUAUAAUUAGACAUUAUUGAUUUUUUAUAAUAUGAAAUGUGCAAAAAUCAUAAUUAGCUAAUCAUUAUGUUAUACAGGAUUUCCCAACCUUAUCGUACCAUCCGUUUAUGGGAGACUUCUAAAAUUAUUUGGAGAUGAUUUUUUCUCAGCGAAAAUGUCCCGAGGAAGGUCAUCACUUUUUUUAAUGUUUCC
Molecule: messenger RNA, 4062 nt
Organism: Nylanderia fulva
Lineage: Eukaryota; Metazoa; Arthropoda; Insecta; Hymenoptera; Formicidae
Gene: armi
Product: probable RNA helicase armitage
Molecular function (GO): helicase activity
Source: RefSeq, a predicted model, not a curated record